AUGAGAAGGAGUUUAAAAAUUAAUGACUUGAUUAGAGGAGAGGUUAGUUGGAAUCUAGACACACUUGGCGAUUUUGAACACUUGUGCUUCAGGGCAGAAGAACACUUACCUAAUACAGUAAGGCAAGCAUUGAUAUAUAAGGAUCUUAAGGAGCUUUUCAGUAUCAGAAAACAGGGUUUUGAUGUUUCUUUAACUCAACAACAGUUGCAUGAAGAGCAUUAUUGUGAACAGAAAAUGGAUGCAUCUGUUAAAGAUCACACAGUUUUUUUUAGUCUCUUUGUAACACCGUAA
Lactuca virosa is the source of this 291-nucleotide messenger RNA. The record is from the annotation of a GenBank genome assembly. NCBI's taxonomy places the organism in Eukaryota, Viridiplantae, Streptophyta, Magnoliopsida, Asterales, Asteraceae.